Messenger RNA from Amoebophrya sp. A25, 475 nucleotides. NCBI's taxonomy places the organism in Eukaryota, Dinophyceae, Syndiniales, Amoebophryaceae. The record is from the annotation of a GenBank genome assembly.
UACAGGAUACCGCGACGGGGGGUACGAUCCGUAUUUGGUCACUGACGACGAGAUAGACCUCCUGGCGUCGGACCUCGAUCUUCAACUACCAGAAGUAUUAAGGGUUUCCGAAUUGCAUUCCCCACUACCAUCCCUAGCGCUUUUCCCAGUAAAAAAGAGGCCAGGGAUGUUCUGAGGAAUGUAAUUCCGUAACCUCUAACAGUAGACGAGCUUUUACUGGAGAAUCGCAAGAAGAAUAAGAGGAAGUCCGCGAAGAGGAAAAGCAAGAAGAUCAUGAAAAUCACGAGGACCAAGACUCCUUCUGACCAAGGAGUAACUACUAAAGGAGUAAAUGAACAAGAUAGUCCGCGUGAAAAGAUCAGGCGUGAAGAGGCUACAGAAGAUGCAGAAGAUUUGCGAGAGCUGGUAGGGAUUGGGGAGCUAGAAGAUGAGCUCAAGAAUUUAUCGUGUGUACGUGAGACGAAGUGCCAGGCAG